Neodiprion fabricii is the source of this 2944-nucleotide messenger RNA. RefSeq names its product calcium-binding mitochondrial carrier protein Aralar1 (gene aralar1). The transcript is spliced from 18 exons. Gene Ontology annotation, biological process: L-glutamate transmembrane transport; aspartate transmembrane transport; malate-aspartate shuttle. The record is from RefSeq and is a predicted model, not a curated record. Lineage: Eukaryota; Metazoa; Arthropoda; Insecta; Hymenoptera; Diprionidae. Bases 338 to 2428 code for a protein of 696 amino acids. Gene Ontology annotation, molecular function: calcium ion binding; L-aspartate transmembrane transporter activity; L-glutamate transmembrane transporter activity.
UCGUUUAAAUAUAGAAAAAACCGUUUACUCCGUUGCGUAAUAUAUUUGUUAUACACAUCGACGACGAUAUUUAACGUUGAAGUGAUAAUCGUGUGUAAUUAUUAUUAUACCUGCAGUUCACUGUACAAAGUAUAAGUGUAUUCGAGCAGCUGUAUAAUAAUAUAAUAGUAUAAUAAAAGUGCAAAAAGGAUAUUUGCCUGCUGUAAGUAAGGUGCGGGGUAUUUCGGUGCUUUGAUCGGUGUUUAUCUCUAAAAACACAUUUCGACGUGAAGGCAUAAAUAUAGUGAUAAAAAAAAAAAACGUCAUAGAAAAUACGAUACUUUGUUACGCAAUCAGGAUGCCGCGGAAGAAUGAUGAGACUUCCGGCACAGAGGGUGCCGGGUAUCUGAAACGGGCCAACACUGAGAGGCUACAUGAAAUUUUCGAUCAGUAUGCGACGCAGGAAAAAAAUGGAGAGAGAUUUAUGACCCCAACAGAUUUCGUACGGAGUUAUCUUGGCUUUUAUACAGAUGCAGAGUUUAAUCCUGAGUCUGUUAAGCUGCUUGCCGGCAUCGUCGACACCAGCAAAGAUGGGCUCAUCUCAUUCGCCGAAUUCCAGGCAUUUGAGGGGCUACUUUGCGUCCCCGAUGCUCUCUACAGAACAGCUUUUCAAUUGUUUGAUACUAAUGGAAACGGAAUGGUUGCGUUUGACGAGUUCGCUGAGGUGAUGAAAAAAACGGUUCUUCAUCAGAAGAUGCCGUUUAACAUGGACAGUGGAUUCAUAAAGCUCUAUUUUGGCAAUGAUAAAAAACGAUUAAUCAAUUAUGUCGAAUUCAGCCAAUUUCUUCACGAUUUUCACGAGGAAUAUGCGAUGGAAGCUUUCAGAAAGUUUGACACCGGAGGUGCCGGAUUUAUCACUGCCUUAGACUUUCAAGACAUUAUGAUUAGCAUAAAAAGUCACUUACUGACUAACAAAAUCAAAGAUAAUCUUGUUGCGGCUGCUGGGGCUGGGCAGGGGGGCAGAAAAGUCAGUUUUCCCUACUUCAUGGCGUUUAAUUCGUUGCUGAAUAACAUGGAGCUCAUAAAACGUAUAUAUUUGAACGCCACAAACGGUCACAGAAACCAGGAAGUCACUAAAGAGGAGUUCCUUCACUCUGCUCAAAUGAUGUCACAAAUCACACCCCUCGAAGUAGACAUUCUCUUCCAACUGUGCGAUCUUCUUCAUCAAACUGGUUCUGCAACUGAAGAUUCAGAGGCAAGGCCGUGGUUUGGGAGGAUAGUCUACAACGAUCUUAUUGAUAUCACGCCGGAACAGUAUUUCAAGCAUAUUUCAAAACGUCUUGCGGAAGUCAAAGCAGUUUCGAGCCCUGAUGAGCGAGGUGUUGUUACCCAAAUUCUAGAGAGUGGAUAUAGAUUUAUACUCGGUUCCAUUGGUGGAGCCGUUGGUGCGACAGCAGUUUAUCCAGUUGACUUGGUAAAAACACGUAUGCAGAAUCAAAGAACAGGCUCGUUCAUCGGUGAAUUAAUGUAUCGGAACAGCAUUGAUUGUUUUAAAAAGGUGAUUCGUCACGAAGGUGUUUUUGGACUGUAUCGUGGUUUGGCUCCGCAACUAAUGGGAGUAGCCCCAGAAAAAGCUAUAAAACUGACGGUGAACGACUUUGUAAGGGACAAGUGCAUGGACAAGAAUGGAAACAUUCCGCUGUUGGGAGAAAUCUUGUCCGGAGCAUGUGCUGGAGGAUCUCAAGUUAUAUUUACAAAUCCUUUGGAGAUCGUUAAGAUCCGACUUCAAGUUGCCGGUGAAAUAGCGGGAGGAUCGAAAGUACGUGCGCUUUCGGUCGUAAAGGAAUUAGGACUGUUUGGUCUGUACAAGGGUGCUCGGGCUUGUCUCUUGCGUGAUGUGCCAUUCAGUGCCAUUUACUUUCCCACUUACGCUCAUCUCAAAGCGAAAAUGGCCGAUGAAGGCGGAUACAACACACCGGUAUCUCUUCUAGUCUCAGGAGCUAUCGCUGGUAUCCCAGCCGCUGCAUUAGUCACACCAGCGGAUGUGAUCAAGACAAGAUUACAGGUCGUAGCAAGGCAAGGCCAAACAACUUACACUGGUGUAAUGGAUUGUGCUCGUAAAAUAUACCGAGAAGAAGGUGCAAGAGCUUUAUGGAAAGGUGCCACAGCUCGAGUACUAAGGUCAUCACCACAAUUCGGUGUCACUCUCUUCACUUAUGAGUUACUGCAGAGGCUGUUCGUCGUUGACUUUGGAGGAUCACGGCCGACCGGUUCGGAGCAGAAGGUUCCUACGACAGGUGUCGCGAAUGAAAUACGAUCAACUAACCCCGACCAUAUUGGAGGGUACCAAGUCGCCCUACCCAUCUUUACUGGUAUUGAAACGAAAUUUGGCCUUUGCUUACCCAGGUAUCAAGCGGUUGCAGCGAAAACGCCGAGUCUUUCACAGUAAUACUAGUGCUCGAAGGCUUAUAGAAGCUAGGUAGUUAUACAAAAGAUUGUUGAUACGUUUCUAUUCAUGUAUAUAUACGAAUCUAUGCAGAUAUUUAUACAUAUGUGUGCAUAUGUAAAAAUGUCAAUCGCAGAUAUAGAUAAAUCAUAGUAAUAUUGAAUUGAAUAUUUCAAUUUAACGUAAUUUUAAAACGAAAGAAAACUAAAGCACCGAGUGUUCGGUUUUCAUAAUAUCAAGCUACUUGCAUAUUAGAGAAAAUCAAACAUCUACUUGAUCUUUCAAGGCCUUGCAAAUAAAUAUUUCUGAUACAUGUUGCACUGCAUAAUAUUUUAUAAAUUGUUAUUCGACUGGCAUAAAUAUCAAUCUCACUACAAGUCUAGCAGACUGCUGGGACAUUCGUUUUCAAACCGAAAAAAUUAUAAGAUAUCUAUCUACUCCUAAACUUUGUUACACAUUGCAAUGAUUGUACCUGUUAUCAUAAGAAAGCUCAGGAAUAUAUUGAUAGAAUUAUAUGAA